AUGGGCAAUGUGACCUACUCCUGGUCCUUUAUCUUUGUGUUGCAAGGCAUCCCGGGGCUGGAGGCCUACCACAUGUGGUUCUCAGUGGCAGUCUGCACUGGCUAUGUGAUCAUCGUUGCUGGGAACUCUAUCAUUUUACUAGUCAUAGUAUCAGAACCAGCCCUCCACAGGCCCAUGUACUACUUCCUCUGCAUGCUGUCUACUAUUGACUUAGCAGCCACCACCUCUACGUUGCCCAAGAUGCUUUCCAUCUUCUGGUUCCAGGCUAGGGAGAUCCAGUUUAAUACCUGUUUGGCCCAGAUGUUCUUCAUCCAUGCUUUGUGUAUGAUGGAGUCAGCAGUGCUGCUGUCCAUGGCUGAAGAUGCUUCUGGGUCCAUCUCCUGGCCCAAGGAGGAGUCGGGAGAGAUCAUCAGCAUGAUAUUCGAGAGCGCCAGGCUGAAGAGCUCGCUCGGUUCUUCUGUGGAGGACAAUCUCGAGAAGGCCAUGGCGUCCGUUACCCUCACCAAUGGCAGCAUGGCAGCGUUUGCCCUGGGAGGCUUUCCUGGACUGGAGACGGCUUACGGCUGGAUCGGCAUCACCAUCUUCUGUGUCUACUUGGUUGCCGUGCUGGGCAACUGCUCCAUCCUCUACAUCAUCUGGGUUGAGCCGAGCUUGCAUCGGCCCAUGUAUCAGUUCCUGGCCAUGCUGGCUGCCACCGACUUGGGCCUCUGUGUCAUCACGAUGCCCACCGUGCUGGGUGUCCUCUGGUUCCGCCUACGGCAGAUUGGCGGUCAAGCCUGCAUCGCUCAAGCCUACUUCCUCCACUCCUUUUCCCUCAUGGAGUCAGCGGUGCUCUUUGCCAUGGCGAUGGACCGCUUCGUGGCUAUCAGGUACCCUCUGAGAUACUCCGAGCUGCUGACCACCGCCAGAGUCCUACAAAUCGGACUUGCCCUCUUUGUGAGGAGCACCCUUGCCUUACUGCCCGCCUUUUAUUUCCUGGCAAAGUUCCCCUACUGCCCAGAUCCCACAUUGUCCCACUCCUACUGUCUGCACCAGGACCUGAUUCGCCGGGCUUGCAGUGACACCACUUUCAACAACUUCUAUGUCCUGAUCCUGAUCUUCCUCAGCAUGGGCUCUGACCUCCUCUUCAUUCUCCUUUCCUACAGCCUAAUCCUGAAGGCAGCCCUGGGCAUGGCCUCCAGCGGCCACAGCCCUCUCAAGGCCCUGAGCACCUGUGUCUCCCACCUCUGCGCUGUCCUGGCCUUCUGUGUUCCCGCGCUUGGACUGUCCAUUAUACACCGCUUUGGGCAGCAUGCGCCUCCCUUUGUCUAUGCCCUCAUGGGCAACGUCUACAUCCUGUUCCCACCAUUUAUGAAUCCCAUAAUUUAUAGCAUGAAAACCAAGGAGAUCUCUGGCCGUCUCCUCCAGAUGCUCAGGAACCUCUGGAAGAUGUAA
This is a messenger RNA of Protobothrops mucrosquamatus (brown spotted pit viper), 1434 nucleotides long. Its product is annotated as olfactory receptor 51G2-like. Gene Ontology annotation, biological process: G protein-coupled receptor signaling pathway. Lineage: Eukaryota; Metazoa; Chordata; Lepidosauria; Squamata; Viperidae. Gene Ontology annotation, molecular function: olfactory receptor activity; G protein-coupled receptor activity. Gene Ontology annotation, cellular component: membrane. The record is from RefSeq and is a predicted model, not a curated record. The coding region runs from base 1 to 1434 and encodes 477 amino acids. The transcript is spliced from 3 exons.